AUGCAACUUUUUAACGCCAGCGCCACGAUCAACGUUUCUCGUCUUCUAUACAACCCUUCCCUAUGCCUCCCGCAUUUGGCAGUCAAGUCGUUUGACCGAAUUCCGCUUCCGUUGGCGAUUCCGGGCCAAGUGACGGAAAUCAAAGGGAUUGUUCUCGACAAGGACAAUUGUUUUGCCAAAGACCACGACGACAAAGUCUGGCCAGCAUAUGAGGAGACGUGGGCUCGCCUUCUCUCGAUGUACCCAAAGGAAAAAGUGCUUAUUGUGUCGAACUCAGCCGGAACAAACGACGAUGCUGAUUAUGCUCAGGCGAAAAAGCUCGAACAAGAUACCGGCGUAACUGUGCUUCGGCAUCCGACCAAGAAGCCAGGCUGCCAUGAGGAGAUUUUGGCGUACUUUGCCCAGCAGGGGAUCACAGAACCAAAAGAAAUUGCUGUGGUGGGCGACCGUCUUUUCACUGAUAUGCUUAUGGCCAAUAUGAUGGGAUCGUAUGGCAUUUGGAUCAGCGAGGGGGUGGAAAGGUCCGAAAAAGCUUGGGUCAGGAUGGAGAGAUAUAUCUACCACAAAUUGGUGGAGUCUAGAGAUGAUCCGUUUGUGGCUCCGUCCCCAAAAUGA
This is a messenger RNA of Clavispora lusitaniae ATCC 42720, 615 nucleotides long. It is a transcript of the gene GEP4, whose product is annotated as phosphatidylglycerophosphatase. The record is from RefSeq and is a predicted model, not a curated record. Gene Ontology annotation, cellular component: mitochondrion. Gene Ontology annotation, molecular function: phosphatidylglycerophosphatase activity. Gene Ontology annotation, biological process: cardiolipin biosynthetic process. Lineage: Eukaryota; Fungi; Ascomycota; Pichiomycetes; Serinales; Metschnikowiaceae.